ACCAUUUAGACGCGCAUUAUCCACACUGUAACGGCCAUAUUGUGUUGGAAUACAACGAGAGAAACUGGUGGAUUAGAAUCUGGUUAUCUAUCACGCCAUUAAGCAGGAUUUUUAGUUGAGAGUGUUAGAAAAGUAUAGGAUUAUUUGAAAAUUUAGAUUUAAAUGAAGUAGUUUCAAUAUUACUAAUUUUUUACAAAAUUAUUUGUCAAUUUUUCUCUAAUUUGUACACUAAACUGAUACUGGUUAGCUCCACGAGAGAGUUAAAUGAACUAAUACAAUGUACAACAGCAAUAUAGACCCUUGGGAGCCAGGUUAUGGACCAGAACGCAGGAGCCACAAUUCAGAGUAUUCAGAAUAUCGUAAUGAGUAUCGUAGCAGUAAAUCACCAGAUUAUGGAGAUGUAGAACAUCGUGAAAAGGAUCGCCGGAGUCCAGAAUAUAGAAAUCAUCGACGUGAGAGAGACAGAGAUCGUGAUCGUUCACGAGAACGCAGAGAUCGUAGUAGAGAAGAUCGUGAUCGUAGUUACAGGGACAGGGAUGAACGUUACAGCCGUCAAAGAGAUCGCGACUCUUCUGAUAGAGAACGUGAUAGGGAUCGUGAUCGCGAUCGUUCUAGACGCGAUAGAGACCGUGAUAGAGAUCGGGAUAGACGUGGUAAGCGUGAUGAUCGUGAUCGUGAACGCGAUGACGAUCAUAGUAGAGAGAGUUUGGACAUUGAACACGAUCAUGGUCGUUCUUAUGGUUCGUCUAUGGAGGGUGUCCACUACAAGUCACAGACCCCGAACAACACCAUUAUGAUUCGGGGCCUCGCGCAGCAUAUUACCGAGAACGACGUGCGGCAAGACAUCCUCAACUGUGGUCUCAUGCCUAAGGACAUUCGAUUAAUCCGGAAAAAGGACACAGGUGCUUCGCGAGGUUUCGCAUUCGUCGAGUUUAACGCGACUCAGGAGGCCGCACGAUGGAUGGAGAUGAAACAGGGGGUUUUGAUGCUACAAGAUCAGUACCGUGCCUUGAUGCAGUAUAGUAUACCAAAAGAUAAUCAUUCCGAUAAACCACCAUCAAAAAAUACUCAAGAUUGGCACUGUGUUAAGUGCGGAGCUCAUAAUUUCAAGAGACGAGAAACUUGUUUUAAAUGUUCAGCUUCAAGAGCUGAAAGUGAAGAAGGUGGGGAAGGAAGUGAUGAGAUAAGUCCACAUCCAACAAAUAUAGUUCUACUUCGUGGUCUAGAUGUUCUAACAACAGAAGAUUCGGUACUUCAAGCGAUGAAAAAUGCCUCAUCGAUGCCAAUUCGUAGUAUUCGCAUAGGCCGCGAUAGUUUAACUAAUACAUCACGAGGAGUCUGUUAUUUAGAAAUGAGUAAUGUCGUAGAUGCCAUGUAUUUGCACACUGCACUGACGAAACAAGGACUUUCAGUAGAUGGUAGAAAGGUUGAAGUAACUUACUGUAAACUUCACCAAAUAAAUCACACAGCCAUGUGGAAAUCUACUGAUAAUCAGCCACAGAGAUAUACGCUAGAUGAUGUUGCUCAAUUGGCUGAAUAUAGUGCCAAUAUGUACGCAAAAACUCCUGCUCAAAAAGCACAUUAUCUUCAGUACUACACGCAAUAUUAUCAGAAUCAAAUUAUGCAGGGUUCUUUAAUUACUUUACCAUCACUCAAUCAGACUGACAGAGUUAAUGCAGCAGCUGCAGUUGCUCAAUCAGCUAUUCAACAACUUCAAGCAUCUAAGAAGUUAAGUGAUGCCGAAGAAAUGAAAGGAAGACCAACUCCUACAGCACCAAAUAGCACAGCCUUAGCUAGUGGACGUGUUCCGGCUCAUGCAAGCGAUGGCAAAGUUUACUCUAUUCCUGAUGUCAGUACUUAUCACUAUGAUGAAACUUCUGGGUAUUAUUACGAUCCUAGUACUGGAUUGUAUUAUGAUUCGAAUUCACAAUAUUAUUAUAAUAGUCAUACACAACAAUUUCUGUAUUGGGAUGCUGAAUCAUUUUCUUAUCAACCAGCCAAGACAAAUGUUGGAGUUACGGGUGUAGCAGGAACUACAUCAUCCACAACAAUAACAACUGUAGACAAUGCCAGUACAUCGAAUGAUGCAAAUUCUUCUGUGAUGGGUGGCCAAGAGACUUCAAAAGACGAAGAUAGCAAGAAAAAAGACAGUAAACAAGACAAAGUAAAAGUAGCUAAAAAAAUAGCAAAAGACAUGGAACGUUGGGCAAAGACGUUGAACCAAAAGAAAGAAAAUGCAAAGAGUAAUUGGACCUCGGAAUCUUUAAGUAAUGAAAAUUAUCAAGGUUUUGGAAGUGGAGCAGCUGAUGCUGGCUAUGCUAUUCUAGAAAAGAAAACAGUUGCUUCUUAUCAUGAAGAAGAGGAUCCAGGAAAUAACAAUGGAUUAGUAGCAGCUUACGGAGGAGGUAGUGAUACUGAUGAAGAAAUUGAAGACGUUCAACAAGAAGAACGCCAGCAUACAGACUGGAUAAAGCUUGCCUGUUUAUUAUGUAAACGCCAAUUUCCAAGUAAAGAAGCCUUACUUCGCCAUCAACAAUUGUCUGAUUUACAUAAACAAAAUCUUGAACAAUGGUAUCAAGUACGGGGUUUAGAUCCUAAUGAUCCUCAACAAAGAAAUAAUAAAUAUCGAGAUCGUGCUAAAGAGCGAAGAGCUAAGUAUGGCGAACCUGAUCCACCACAACCUAAUAAAUUGAAAGAAAAAUAUUUAAAGACCCGUACGGAAGAAUCAGUAACACCUUAUGAAGAACCAACUAGAGCGGGAAUUGGAUCUGACAAUGUUGGAAAUAAAUUGUUACAAAAAAUGGGCUGGAGUGAAGGUAUGGGUUUAGGAAAAACUAAUCAAGGCCGUACAAGUAUUAUAGAAGCUGAAAGAAGAGUUUCUACAGCUGGUCUUGGAGCUAAAACAUCAUCUUAUAAUGCCCUACCUGGAGAUACGUAUAAAGAUUGCGUGAAAAAAAUGAUGUAUGCUCGUUAUCAGGAAUUAUCUGAUACGUAAUAUAAUUUUAAUCUUUAAACUAAGCUCAGUAAUUACUACCUAGGUAUAUCAAUUUGUAUUUUUCAUAGAAAUAUGCAGGUAUAACAAUUUAUUAAUUAUUUUUUAUCGAUUGAAUUAGAUAAAAAAUUUUCAAAAUCACGAUUUUUUGAAUUUCUUAAAAAAUACUUUUUCAUACUUAGUCUUAUUUAGGCAGCACUUUAUUUGACAAACUAUAUAAUUUUUCAUAUAAAUAAUGUAUUAUGAUAAAACUACUUCUAUUCAAAGUCAAUGAUUUUGAAAUUCAUUUUCUAAAUUUCUUAUUUUUUUAUCUAUUUAUAAUUUACAAUAUGUUACCACCAAUAAUAUCGAUAGUAUAAAAAAUAAUUGUUUUGUGUCAAUACCAAGUAUUUAUUUGGUACAUAAUAAUGAAGCAUUUUACAUCGCAAGAUUUCUAUUAGCUGCCGAAACAAUACAUCGUGAAUGACUAAAUUUUCAAUGUUUUUCGAUAGUUGUAUAUAAGAAAAAAGAAAAGCUUUAUCUAUUGAAGUAAUAAACAUGAUAAUUGCAACUGAUGAAUGAAAUGAUAAAUAGUUAAUUCAUGAAUACAUUUCAACUAAAAUUGGUAUUCAUCUAUUGGAAUGUAUCACAAUAAUUCAUGAAAUCUUCGUUUGCAUCAUAAUGUAAUCAUUGUCGUAAUAAAUAAAAUAUUAAUAUACAACU
This is a messenger RNA of Chelonus insularis, 3694 nucleotides long. Its product is annotated as RNA-binding protein 5-like. Gene Ontology annotation, cellular component: nucleus. Gene Ontology annotation, molecular function: RNA binding. Lineage: Eukaryota; Metazoa; Arthropoda; Insecta; Hymenoptera; Braconidae. The record is from RefSeq and is a predicted model, not a curated record. Gene Ontology annotation, biological process: mRNA splicing, via spliceosome.